AUGGAAACAAUCGAAUCAGAAUUAUAAAGUCUCUAUAAUAAUAAUCAACAAACAAUAGAAAUGGAGGAAUUGUACAAUCUUUUGAUUUCAAAGAAAUCUUUACAUUAAUAAAAUCAUAAAUAAAAAGUACAUUCUGUAUGUGGAGCUCAUAUUCAAAAUGGAGGGUUGAGUUUUCAAUGCUUUGAUUGUUCUGGAGACGCUCAUCAUAUGAUUUGUGUCAAAUGCUUCGAUAUUAACAAACACAUAAGUAUUAUGAAUGAUAUUUUAGAUCAUAAAUUUCUUCUUAAGCAUAACAGUGGAUGCUGUGACUGUGGUGAUGAAAAUUCUCUUAAAUUAGGAAUAUGCGAUGAUCAUCAGGGUCAUGCUCAUAUAAAUAAAUAGGAAAUUCUAUCAUAAAUACCUGAAGAAAUCCAAAAAAACACUUAAAUACUUAUUAGAUGCCUCAAUAAUAUCUUAUAUUAGCUAUAUCUUGAAAUUCAACCUAAGUCUUUCAUCCUUCCAUUUUAUGUUAAGAUUUAUCAUAUUGCUGUUAAAUGGAAGUUGAAAAAAAUAUAAGAGUCAAUUGAUAUAUAGGAUUAUUAUGAAAGGUUUUGCAAAGCACUUUAUUUUCAUCAGCUAUUAAUUAAAUUUAUAGCUUGGUUUAUAGAAGUUGACCAUAAGAAUAUCUUUUUGAUCACUACUAUCCUAUAAGAAGUUGAUACGAAUUCCAAACAAUUAAUAUUACAAGACAUUUUUUAAAGAUAAUUGCUUUUAGAAUCAUUAGGACCAUAUAAAGGGGAACAAAUAGUAAAAAUAUUUUAUGCCUUUCACGCUGACGAUUAAUUUAAAUAGCUGACACACUUAACUUUUAUGAAUGAGUAUCACCAAUUUCAUAAAUUUUUCUAAUUGAAUUAAAAUGUCUUCAAUGAGUUAAAAACUAUAUAUGAGGAAAUGUAAGGAAAUGAUGAUGAAAUUAAUGGCGCUUCUCUAAAGGCUAAAGAAAGUGAAUUGUCACAAGAAAUUCUUUCAGUGCAAAGAAAACAACACUAGAGCGAGAAGAAUUUUAUUUAUUUAUACCUAACAUAAUUUAGAGGUCAGCACACACAAUUUUGUCCUUAAGCUAUGAUUGAAACCUUUUUACGACCCGAAAUUUGUUCCCCUUAUCUACAAAGCCUUAUUUAGAGUCAGUAACUAUAUUUUUAAAAUGUUGACUUUUGUUAAGAUUUUUCAUAUUUACAUUUAAAUCUAUUAACGUUUAGAACUGAAACCAAAUGGUUUAAGGAUGCUAUCAUGAACUCAUUCAAGUAAAUUUUAGAUGAUAAAUUUGAUUCUUUUUAAGAGAACGUCAUUAAUGAAAAUGAUUAUGAGGAUUUUUAAAAAAGGCAAUUUUUCUUAACUUAAUUGCUCCGUUCCUAUAAUAAUGUUUAAAUGGGAAUGACGAGAAUAAAGUUAGAUAAGCUUGUUGUCUAAUAAAAUGAUCUAAUUACAGUUGCUAUCCUUAUCAAUUAUAUAUCACUUCAACUUAAGAUUUUUAAUAAUUAGCUCAAAUGUUUGAGAAGUAUGAUGCCAAAACAAAUUGGAAAAAGAAAUCUAUCAAGAAUAAUUUUGUAUCAAUGUUAUUUAAAAUUAAUCUAAGAUAUGUAAAAUUAUAGAAAAUUUUAAUAAAUUGAUGACUUCUAUUCAGAUUACAUAAACGUUGAGACCAAUCUCUCAAAGCAGAAAGGUGUAUAUGAUGCAUAUCUCUUAUUAUGUCUUAAACUUUUGAAAAGACCCAUAGUUACAAAUCUAAUUUUUAUUGAAAUGUUAAUUCUUGAAUAUUUUGAUGGUUAAUUUGUUGAUAAACAAGAAUUUCUUAAUUACUUGAUGUAAGUUCUUAAAAUAAAAUGCUUGAAGGAUUUAAAGGAAUUGUUUAAUCAUUUAUUAAUCGAAACCCUUUAAAAUUUUGUAUCUUUUAAUUUUGAUUCAUAAAAGAGAUUAUAUUUUAAAUAUUCAAAUAUUAAUAGCUAACUGGAAUCUAUUGAUCUUGCUUUUAUAAAGUUAUUCCUAUUUUUAUUUCAACAGGAGGGAUUAUAGUUUUUAGAGGAUAUAUUUUAAUACUUUAGAAUUCCAAUUAAAAUGGUAGCAUCUUAAAUUUAUAAGUAAUUAUCCUCAUUAAUUAUAGCUCUAUUCUAUUAAACGUAAUAUCAUCAGAUAUAGAAUUUUGGAAUGUUUUAUAAAUGGUGGAAGAAAAAAUAGACAUAUAUCCUGAUUAGCUUAAAUCAACAAUUCAUUAUGCAAUAAUAAAUAUAUUUAAUCAAUCCUCAAGUUUGAGCUAUAAUGAAAUAUAGAAAUACAUAUCAUAAUUAAAAAUAACUACUACUAAUUAAUCAAUAAAGAGUUUUGUUUAAGAAAUAUGUCAAUUAGAUUAGAUAUCUAAAAAAUUUACUUUAAAAAAAGAUGUUCCAUAAUAUUUUGAUCCUAUCUUAUUCUAGAAAAACACUACAAUUUAAGGAUAAUUCUUAGACAGAUUAAUCGAUCAAAGAAAAUCUGAAGAAUUUAUCACUUAUGGAAAUUACAUUCAAUAUAAAGCAAAUGAGAUUAUCGGGUAAAAUGAAUCAAAUGCAAAUUCAAUAUUUUCUGACAAAUUUGUGCUGCUAGCUAAUAAACCAUUUAUUUAAUAGUUGAUUUAGUAAAUUUAAUAGAAUCAUCAAUAACCCUUAUAAACUUAUCAACUACUAAAUAAUUUGAUAAUAAUUUUCUAUAAAAAAUAAAAUAUGAUUGAUUAAGAGCUAUUUGCAUAAAUAUAUUCACUUUCUUAAUAAUAAAAUUAGAAUGAUUAAAACUGUGUAUAAUACACUAAUCGGAUCUUUGAUAAUUUAAAAUAAAUAUUCCAAAUAGGAUCUACCACUUUAUAAUCAUAAAAUAAUUAAAUAUUGGUUUCAGAUAAAUGCAAGAUGAAAAAUAAAUAUCUUCAGAAAUAGACUAAAUUUAAUCAAUAAUUAGAUAUCAACGUUCAAUUAGAAAUGCCAUAAGAAAAAUAUGAUGAGAACGAUUACUGCUAGUCAUGUAAAUAACUCUUAACCAACACUGAUAGAUAUACCCCUAUUUUAAUCUAAACGUUUGCAAAGUAAGACCUAUAUGAGACUAUGCCAACUUAAUUACAUAACAUAUUAAAUGACUAGAAAUUAAAUCUGUUAAAUAUAUCUAGUUGCAAGCAUUAGUUUCAUUCAUAUUGCUUAGUAAACUCAUUAAAAAAUAAAUUUCAAAAAGACUUACCAUUAUGGUUCAUAUCUCAUUGUCCCAUCUGUUAAUAAAGUUGUAAUCUUUUAUUUCCAAAUACUUUACUUGAAGAUCAUUUUGAUAAAUUUAUAGAAGAUGCAUAGGCAACUCUAAUUGAGUUAAAUUUAGAUAAAGAAUUAUUAUCAAAGCAUGAAGGUAAUGAGGAGCUAAUUAUACCCGAAAUGAUUUAUUAGUUACUUAUUAAUAUUUUGAUCUAAAUGUUAGUGUCAAAAGUUGACUUUUAGAGAUCUGGAAAAAUUAAGAUUUUCUAACAACUUUUACAAAUUUUGAGAAAUAAUUAUAACAAAGUAAAAUAUCAGUAGAAAAUACUGAAUUUUAAAAAAGGAUAAAUAUUUAUUUUGGAUAUAAUGCUGAUGAUCGAAAAAUAUGUGAUGCAAGCAAUUGAUAAUAAUGAGUUCCAUUAGAAAAUUUAAAAUAUACUGUUAUCAUUGCCAAUUCAAAAUGAUGACAUAGUUAAAAUAUUAUUUAAUACUUUUGAAAUAGAAUUCAAAGAGAAGCUCUUUUGUAAUUAAUAAAAUAAUAUAAAAUCAAAAAUUAUUACAAAUUUCUAUGAAACUCAAAAUGAGAUAUCAAAUUAAAUAGCGACACUAUUGGGAGAUAAUUUUGAAACUUUUAGACAUAGAUAUAUCAAAAAAUUAUGCAAAAGAUGCGGCUUUUUUAACUUAAAUUUUCAAAAUAGCAAGGAUAUAUCAGUUUGUUUACUUUGUUUAUAAACAUUUUGCUUAGGUUCAUGUAAGAAUAAUUAAACUGGCAAUUUGAGUUUACAUGCUGAAGAGAAACAUAAUGGUCAUUCACUCUAUGUUUGUUUGAGUUCUGGCAAAGUUGUAAUAACAUCUUAUCCAAUAUCAUUAAUUAAUUAUUUCACAUUAUAUUAUAAUAAACUAGGUCAAGAAUUAGAAUAGCUAACCGAUGAUGAUCUAGAUUGGGAUAAAUAUACAUUAGACAUGGAUAAAGUAGAAUAAAUUUCGAAGAUCAUAUUAUUAAAUUAAUAUUAACAUAUUGUGAGAAAUGCAUUAAAUGAUCAACAUAGAUAGAACAUUAGAAGAAAUUUAUGA
This is a messenger RNA of Paramecium octaurelia, 4313 nucleotides long. Lineage: Eukaryota; Ciliophora; Oligohymenophorea; Peniculida; Parameciidae. The record is from the annotation of a GenBank genome assembly.